Messenger RNA from Dicentrarchus labrax (European seabass), 1278 nucleotides. RefSeq names its product lnc RNA pou2af1 (gene pou2af3). Gene Ontology annotation, molecular function: POU domain binding; DNA binding. The coding region runs from base 170 to 1027 and encodes 285 amino acids. The transcript is spliced from 5 exons. The record is from RefSeq and is a predicted model, not a curated record. NCBI's taxonomy places the organism in Eukaryota, Metazoa, Chordata, Actinopteri, Moronidae.
UAUAUUACUAUAUUGUUGUAUGCUCUGACGCUGCUGUAAGACUUUUGUGUUGAGAUUUUUGGAGACUUUUGCUCAAAUUUCGUUCUUGGCCAUUUUGCUGAGGCAGAAAAGGACGUUGUGGAGUCCCACAGGUCUUCUCCAGGGGAGCCUCUCUUCAUCUAAAGCCAUCAUGCCUGCAGAUAAACCGAGGGUGUACCAGGGCGUCCGAGUGAAGACCACAGUCAAAGAGCUGCUGCAGAGGCACAGAGCUCGGGAGGCCAGCCGUAAAAAAGUUAAAACCACGAUAUCUCAGGCUUGCCUGGAUCUCCAGGAUCUUUGCGCGACUCACUUUGCAAGUCGCUAUGUGGACCCUCCUCCCGCCGUCCCCACAGCGGAGGCGAGCGGUUGUGAGCGAGCUCUCCAGCUGCGCGCCGCCUCGUUCCCGUUCCCUGACAGCUCGUGCAGCAUCCAGCUCCAAGAGAGCACCUUUAACGACAUCCAGCAGCAGUUCGGGGACACGAUGUUGCCCAGCAACGGCUACAGCGGCAAUUAUAACAACAACAGCAGCACAGGCGGCGGCGGUGGCGGCGGCGGCGGUGGCGGCUACAACGCCUCCCUGCCUCCCCCUCCCACCCUCCCGCUGCCCUGGUGCCAUGGACUCUCCUCUGAUGCGGACUACUAUGGCCCUGGGAUGGCUCCCUGCUCCUCUCCGGAGUCGCUGAAGCUCUGCAACCCGGUGGAUCACAACAGCUACUCGCCGCAGGACUCUUUUUCCUCCUCCUCCUCCUCCUCUUGCUACGACUCACCCACCAGGAUGGAGCCCAGCUACCACGGCGUCACCUCCGACCACUACCACUAUCAGCACUGCAACCGCCAGGACUGUUACUGCAUGUCCCACUGCUGGCCGGCCCAGCAGGAGAGCUUCUCGGCCCCUGAAUACGCACCUUACUAUAACACCACAGACUAUGUGUACCCCUGUCCCGUGGAGGACAGCUAUUUUAGGAGGGAUUUGCAGAUGAGCUCUGAAAUGUGUUACAACGUACUAUGAUGAGCAGUAUUAUUUUGUGUUUUAACUGUAAAUAGGAUUCUCUUCAGGUUCUUGGUAUGGCUGUUUGCUCGAUGGUCUGCUUUGCAAUUCAGCGUGUGCUCUGUGACUUCUACUUUGUUGGAGUGAAUAUGAUGAAUGCUGAAUGGAUGGAAAUGCUGAUAUUUUUGUAUCAAUUCCUUAUUUUUACUACCUAGAUUUAUUUUCAUACACACAACUUGUUGCCGUACUAAAUAAAAACGUGUUAAAAUGAA